UAUUAGCAUGUUCUGACCCAGCAUUCCCAACAAAAGAUUCACUUCUUCCUUAUGCUGAGCUUUCCACAACUUAUGCAAAAAUGCGCAGUGAGGCUGGUCAAUUACUAGAUGUAGUCAAGUCUUCUGGUAUGUUUGAUGAGUUAUUGACAGCAACACAAAUUGAGUUGGACCGCUUGAGUGUGAAUGACGCUAUUGGUUUUGCUUCAAAAAUUCCAGCUUUGUGUAAUGAUAGUUCUGCAAAUGAGUCCUUGGCAAAGAACAUCAUGGAUGAUAUUGAAUCCUCCAAACAGAGACUCUUGACAACUUCUGGAUAUUUAAAAUGCGUUCAGGUUACUCGCUGCGAAGUUCUCUUCGAAACUAAUCGAACAAAAUCUGUCAAAAAUUCAAUCUUCUUACAUCCAAUCUAUUUGACCGUGCAUGUGAUCUUUUUAGGGUUGUAAGGAUUGUAUGUAUCCCUAGAGUCACAUUUUAUUCCUUGCUAACUAGUAGUUUGAUUUGUCUUUCCAUUUUCUUUAGAUUGAGGUAGAGAUUUUGUGAAUUCAAAAAUGACUCUUGGGAUUCUUAGUUAUUCUGAGGUGAAUGAAGCUAAUUUUUUCUUUCCCAAUUUCAUAUUGAUUUUCUGCCAAUUGAAUUGUUUGCGUGUUGAAUAUGAUAUUUGAUGCAAUGAACUAUUUCUAGUGGUACUGUUGCAUGUGCAUUUUUGUUUCUUAGUUUUGCUGAGAAUGAAAUUGAAAUGUUGAUAUGGGAAUUUAUAAGAAUUGAGAA
Vigna unguiculata (cowpea) is the source of this 765-nucleotide messenger RNA. It is a transcript of the gene AMK2, whose product is annotated as adenosine monophosphate kinase. NCBI's taxonomy places the organism in Eukaryota, Viridiplantae, Streptophyta, Magnoliopsida, Fabales, Fabaceae. Gene Ontology annotation, molecular function: AMP kinase activity; ATP binding. The record is from RefSeq and is a predicted model, not a curated record. Gene Ontology annotation, biological process: nucleobase-containing compound metabolic process.